GAAUGCAUGAACAUGGCAAUCGGCCACGGUUUUACAUUAGUUGGGAAGGUCUCGGGCUCCGUGAGGUUUAUAACAAAGAAAAUUCAGGAAAAAUUUAACAUUGGUGGCGAAACGAUGUUCGCCGGGUUUGCUAGUUUAGUGUAAGUAGGACUGUCUGUGCUGGUGGUGUCAAAGCUAAACGUUUCCUCAAGCCCGGAAGCUGGGGACCAGACUGCGUGAAGAUCUACCGCUGUCUACGCUGCUUACCUACACCACGCGUACUGCCUAAUUCAACUUCCCCAGCGCGUGCUCAGCAUCGAAAUGAGAGUGGUCGUAGGUCGCACAUGCGCGGCACGUAUUGCUCGCGAGCUGCGUGCAUCUUUAUGUUAGAUGUAUGGAGUAUGUCUCAUAGUAAAAUUACCAUCGCGCAACUAACGUUUACCUGUUUCCUUAUCUCAAGUAGACGCCGGGAGAGGAGGUACUCCGACUUUUGUUAACUAAAACCUGACCUCUGGAAACAGUGUUCCUGUAGACGACGACACCUCCAUAAAGUUUUGCUUGGCUUGUACUCUACAGUACUUACCUGCAAUUUUGUUUUACUAUCUUUCUCCUACUGUGUAGGUACACGGUACAGCGUCACCUUAGUUCGAAGAAGUUGAUAUGUAUAAAAUAUUUAUACUGAAACAUGUCGGUGAAGGCUAGUGCUGAAAAUCAUCGCCAGGUCACAUUAAGCUGAGUACUUUAUACUUCGAACGAUAUUUCUUUCUUGUAUAAUUCUGGGAGUGUAGAGCUGAUUUUCCUUAACACAGGUCGCUGUGUAAGCUAGCUAGGAAGUCAAUGUUUUUAUUGUUACCGUCAUUGUCGUAAUAAAUAUUUUUUUUUAUUAUCUAUUUAAUAAUGUAAUCGUUGUGAUGAGUAAUCGUAAACAUUAAACUACGCAAAACUCCGACACAGGACCACAAUUUGUGGAUCUGAACAACAUCUGCUGGUUUAACAUGACAUGUGCCUGCAUCGCGACUCCACACGUUGUAUCGUUGCUGCCUGUUGUCUAGUUACUCGUACAAGUGUUGUAUUCCCGCUAGUAAGUAGGUAGGUACUUACGGUAGUGUAGUUGGUGCAGCCUGCAAGGUCGCCACUGGGUUUGAGGAACCGAAUGCAGAACACGAUGAAUAACAAUGUCAAUUUUUGUAUUAAUAUUAAUUAUAUGUCUACGUAAAAUAUAAAUAUUGAUCAUUCAUAUUAAUUGGUUUCUUUUGUUUGCAACUGACGCUCGGUGAAACAAUGCAGUAUCCACGUAGGAGCUGGCCGGAGUGCGCUGGGAAUGGAUAGGAAACAAACCGCUGGGAAGGUCAUACGCAUAAUAUUAUCAACAACUUGGGGUCGUGAUGCUGUAGCGAUGGUUCGAAUGCUCGCCAGAUGGUGGCGGUGUAUGGUACAUCGUGUAGACACCACCACCUGGUGGUGUUGGAAGAAGAACAAAGCGCUCGCGCGGCUGCACGGCGUGAUCGCGUCAUCUCAUGGUUUAUUAGACAGGGUAGCGCCGCGGAGUGCGCACAGUCCGCUCGGCCGAGGCAGCACGCGGGUCGCGCCGCUCACUGGACCAUUUCCACAUACAAGAACAUUAGUAAUGUCCAAGUAGACUUGUUCGUCAGUCUGUCUAUCAGUUUACCUAUCUAGAGUUGUGUCCUGUGAGUGCUAGGAGCUGACGGUUGUGUGUGGAGCAUGACACUGAAGGCGGUGGAACAGGCGACGUCGGGCGCGGCGGCGAGUCGUGUGCGCGGCUACUUGCGCCAGGCGCUCAUGGUGGUGCUGAUCAACGUGCCGGCCGUGUCGUUCGGGCUGGCGGUGGGCUGGGUGUCGCUGGCGAGCGGCGCGGCUGGCGGGGACGGCGUGGACGACGCGCAGGCGGUGGUGGCGGCGGGCACCACGUACCUGGCGUCACUGGCGGGGGUGCCGCUGUGUGCCCGAGUGCUCGCCGCCGGCAGGAAGCCAGCCGUCAUUGCCACUUCCGCUGCUUUUGUGGUAAUUCAUGACACAUUCCUUCAAGUUUUGCAAUAUGGGUAUUCUCCUUAAUACUCAUAGCGGUCCAUUGUAAUUGUAAUACUCUACAUGUGUAUAGUUGUUCCUUACUGAAUGCUCGCACAUUGUCUACCGUAGGCUUGCUGGUGUCUGAAGCUGUGUGGCGGCGGGUGGUGGGUGGUGGCGGCGCGCGCCUGCGCCGGCGUGGGCGGCGCGGGGGCCUGGUGCCUGGCGCCGCUGCUGGCGCGCGAGGUUUGUGCACUGCCAGCGGGGGGCGUGGC
Messenger RNA from Spodoptera frugiperda (fall armyworm), 2279 nucleotides. RefSeq lists its product as uncharacterized. The transcript is spliced from 2 exons. The record is from RefSeq and is a predicted model, not a curated record. NCBI's taxonomy places the organism in Eukaryota, Metazoa, Arthropoda, Insecta, Lepidoptera, Noctuidae. The coding region runs from base 1702 to 2052 and encodes 116 amino acids.